AUGGGCAGCCCCUGGAACUACAGCGAAGGCCCCGAAGGCGCUUGGGAACCGCCGUGGGUAGAACUGCCGCCGUGCGACGAACGCCGCUGCUCAGUCUUCCCCCUGGGGGCGCUGGUGCCAGUGACUGCCGUGUGCCUGGGUCUGUUCGCCGUCGGGGUGACUGGCAACGUCGUGACCGUAUUGCUCAUCGGACGCUACCAGGACAUGAGAACCACCACCAACCUGUACCUGGGCAGCAUGGUCGUGUCCGACCUGCUCAUCCUCCUCGGGCUCCCUUUCGACUUGUACCGCCUCUGGCGCUCGCGGCCCUGGGUAUUCGGGUCGCUGCUCUGUCGCCUGUCGCUCUACUUGGGCGAAGGCUGCACCUACGCCACGCUGCUGCACCUGACAGCUCUCAGCGUGGAGCGUUACUUGGCCAUCUGCCGCCCGCUUCGGGCCCGAGUCCUCGUCACCCGUGCGCUCAUCGCUGCGCUCUGGGUGGUGGCGCUGCUCUCCGCGGGGCCCUUCUUCUUUCUGGUGGGUGUCGAGCAGGACCCUGGCACCUACGAGCUGCCGGACUUUAACAGGACUUCGCAGCUCGCUCUGUCACCUGGAGCGCCGCCGUCCCCGCCGUCUGGGCCCGAGGCUGCAGCACUGUUCAGCCGCGAGUGCCGGCCGAGGCGCGCACAGCUGGGUGCGCUGCGCAUCAUGCUGUGGGUCACCACUGCUUACUUUUUCCUACCCUUCCUGUGCCUCGGCAUCCUCUACGGGCUCGUCGGGCGGCAGCUGUGGAAGACCCGGGGUCUGCUGCAAGGCCCGGCUGCCUUGGGGAGGGAAAAGGGCCACUGGCAGACCGUCCGCGUCCUGCUGGUUGUGGUUCUGGCAUUUAUAGUUUGCUGGUUGCCUUUCCACAUUGGCAGAAUCAUUUACAUAAACACGGAAGAAACCCUCAUGAUGUACUUUUCUCAGUACUUUAACAUUGUUGCUCUGCAACUUUUCUAUCUCAGUGCAUCCAUCAAGCCUAUCCUGUACAACCUCAUUUCCAAGAAGUAUAGAGCAGCUGCCUGUAAACUGCUGUUCACAAGACAGUCCAAGCUGAGAAGUUUCUGUCCUCCAAGCAGGGGAGAUCCAAAGUAUGACACUGGAGAAGACACUGCUGGCUUCCUGGAGAGGAUGACCAACUCAAAGACAGUGGCCUAA
This is a messenger RNA of Fukomys damarensis (Damara mole-rat), 1179 nucleotides long. It is a transcript of the gene Mlnr, whose product is annotated as motilin receptor. The record is from RefSeq and is a predicted model, not a curated record. Gene Ontology annotation, biological process: G protein-coupled receptor signaling pathway. Gene Ontology annotation, molecular function: G protein-coupled peptide receptor activity. Gene Ontology annotation, cellular component: plasma membrane. Lineage: Eukaryota; Metazoa; Chordata; Mammalia; Rodentia; Bathyergidae.